AUGCUCCAUCAGUUUGCCUACAAGUGGGAAGGCUGGUACACUGAGGGCAGCUAUAUCAAGGAGUAUCUUUAUAAUAUUCCUCAGUCUGCCACGGAUGAUCAGUGGGCAUUCCUCCAUGGCGUCACAACUGCAGAAGAAUUGUGCACGGACGUGGAGACAAUCUAUUCACUUUCAUACAACUACUUUGCAAUUGGCGAUCCCGACUACGCAGAUCGUGCUGAACUCACUGCCUUCAACGCUCUGCCCGCUGCCGUGCCUGCGGACUGGUAG
This is a messenger RNA of Penicillium subrubescens, 270 nucleotides long. RefSeq lists its product as uncharacterized. The transcript has 2 exons. Lineage: Eukaryota; Fungi; Ascomycota; Eurotiomycetes; Eurotiales; Aspergillaceae. The coding region runs from base 1 to 270 and encodes 89 amino acids. The record is from RefSeq and is a predicted model, not a curated record.